This is a messenger RNA of Cuscuta campestris, 1323 nucleotides long. Lineage: Eukaryota; Viridiplantae; Streptophyta; Magnoliopsida; Solanales; Convolvulaceae. The record is from the annotation of a GenBank genome assembly.
UGUGUUUUGUUCCGUGCUUCCCCAACAAAGUGGUAUCAGAGCUUGAUUAUUUUUGGUUGGCUUCUUGUGUUGUUUAUGAUGGAUGACAAAGUAAUUGUUCAAGGAAUGGUUAGUUUGGACUCUACGAAUUAUUCAAUUUGGAAAAUUCGUAUUGAGGAUUAUUUAUGCUCUAAAGAUUUGCUUGACCCAAUUUUGUAUAGAGAACGUCCAACAGGUGUUGAUGAGAAAGCUUGGACUACCUUGAACCGGAAAGCUAUUGCAUCAAUCAGAAAAUAUGUUUCUUUAAGUGUGUUGCAACAUGUUGCUAAUGAAACUAAUGCUUUUGAGAUGUGGAAGAAACUUGAAUCCAUGUACGAGAGGAACAAUGCUAUGGGAAAAGCUUCUUUGAUUAGGAAGCUUGUUAAAUUGCAAUACAAAGAUGGUGAUAGCAUUGUGGUUCACAUGAAUGCGUUUCAAGGUGUGGUAAACCAACUAGCCGGAAUGAAGAUGAAAUUGGAGGAUGAACUUCAAGCUUUGUUGUUGCUUUCCUCAUUGCCCGACAGUUGGGAUACAUUGGUGGUUUCACUUAGCAACUCUGCUCCGGAUGGCAAGAUGACUAUGGAGAUGGUCAAGGCUAGUCUUUUGAAUGAAGAGGCUAGGAGGAAAGAAUCAGGUUACCCUAGCCAAGCUGAAGCAAAUGUGAUUCCAGAAUCUAGCAGGGGGAGAAGCAAGAGCAGAAAUCCUCAUUACAGAGACAAGUCCAGGGGGAGAUCCAAAUCCAGAAAGAGAGAUUUCAUUUGCCAUUAUUGUCAGAAGCCGGGUCACAUUGAGAGAUUCUGCAGAAAGAAGAAGAGAGAUAUGUCCAGGGAGAGAAAAGAUAAAAAUGAGAAUUCCGAGCAGAAGCCAGAAGAGAAGAACAAUACAGCCUUGGAAUCUAGUGAUGAUGAUUUGUUUGUUAUCGGUGAUCAUGGACUAUUAAAUGUAGCUUGUGAUGACUGCACCUGGGUGAUUGAUUCUGGUGCAUCUUAUCAUAUUACUUCACAUAGGGAGUACUUCUCAUCCUAUACUAGUGGUGACUUUGGCCACGUGAGGAUGGGAAAUGAUGGUUCGUCUAAGAUCAUCGGUAUCGGUGAUGUUUGUUUAGAGACUUCCACUGGUUGCAGGUUGGUGCUCAGGGAUGUGAGGCACGUCCCCGAUAUCAGAUUGAGUUUGAUUUCAGCUGGUUUGCUUGAUGAUGAAGGUUAUGCCAACAACUUUUGUGAUGGAAGAUGGAAACUCUCUAGGGGCAGCUUGAUUAUGGCUCGAGGUAAGAAGCAGAAUUCACUUUAUGUUAUGCAGGCCAGA